This is a messenger RNA of Polypterus senegalus (gray bichir), 470 nucleotides long. Its product is annotated as protein sidekick-2-like. Lineage: Eukaryota; Metazoa; Chordata; Cladistia; Polypteriformes; Polypteridae. Gene Ontology annotation, molecular function: protein binding. The transcript is spliced from 3 exons. The record is from RefSeq and is a predicted model, not a curated record. Bases 87 to 470 code for a protein of 127 amino acids.
UUUGUUUUUUUCCUUUUUUAGAUGAGGGUUUAUGGGAUAUUUUGAUAAAGGACAUUCCAAAAGAGGUGACAUCCUACACAUUUAAUAUGGAGAUGCUGAAACAAGGGGUCAGCUAUGACUUCAGGGUCAUUGGGGUGAAUGACUAUGGCUAUGGCUCUCCAAGUUCACCCUCUCCAUCCAUCUCAGCUCAGAAGGUGGCUCCAUUCUAUGAGGAGUGGUGGUUCCUUGUUGUGGUGGCUUUGGUGGGACUCAUCUUUAUUCUCCUACUUGUCUUCAUUCUUAUUAUCCGUGGCCAAAGCAAGAAAUAUGCAAAAAAAUCGGACUCAGGGAACAACUCAAACUGUAACGCUUUAGGUCAUGGAGAGAUGGUCAGCUUGGAUGAAGGACGAUUUCCAGCACUUGAACUUAACAAUCGAAGACUGUCUGUCAAGAACUCCUUUUGUCGCAAAAAUGGAGUGUACACCAGGUGA